Messenger RNA from Drosophila eugracilis, 569 nucleotides. RefSeq lists its product as uncharacterized. The record is from RefSeq and is a predicted model, not a curated record. The transcript has 3 exons. NCBI's taxonomy places the organism in Eukaryota, Metazoa, Arthropoda, Insecta, Diptera, Drosophilidae. Gene Ontology annotation, molecular function: protein binding; serine-type endopeptidase inhibitor activity. The coding region runs from base 95 to 454 and encodes 119 amino acids.
GAGAGCUGGCCUAUAAAUAGUCGACAUUGGGGUUUCGGUGGCCUCAGACUUGACUUGUUUUUCAAGCGGAAGGGAAGCAGCAGGCUCAACUGAUAUGGAUCGCUUUGUGAUAAUUGGUUUUUUUCUACUAUCAAUUGGGAUUGCGCACAGUUAUCCCCAAUUCAACAACGGAAAUCAAUUUGGAGAGCCAUGGGAAAACCCCUGGUUCCGUCCUGAGCAACCAAGUCAGCCUCCGAUAACUCAAGACGGUGGAGCAAGCUCGACUACGACUACCACCGCUCGACCAACAACACAGUCCCCGCGCUAUUAUGCCUGCUUCCAGUCUUGUCCGGCGACCAGCGAGUAUAAUCCAAUCUGUGGCAGUGAUAAUGUAAACUACUACAAUGAAAACAGAUUCAACUGCGCCUUGAACUGUGGCCUAAGAAUCCAGCAAGUGCAUAAAGGAAUUUGUUAAACAUAGUCCAGAGGAUCAUCAUCAGCAUCUAGCAGCUUAUCUAUAUAUUACAUUACUCAAUCCUACAUAUACACCACUGAUCGAUGACAUCAGCUAAUAAACACAAAUACAUGAA